CACUGAAGUUUCCGCGCCUGAACGUUUCUACUUCCGGUUCACUUGACGUAGCAACAUCUGUGUACUCAUCCCGGACUUGCUGUUCUUUUCCUGUUCCCUUCUCCUAACCAAACUAGCUCCUGCAAAGCAUUCCCAUCGGACGUCACUGUAGAAGAUCUUCACUCUGAAAAGCACGAUCCUCACCACGUUAAAAUGGAGGAGGAGUCGAAGAUGCUGUAUUUCAAACAGGAGGCGGAGCCAGAGAACCCCAGCAUUAAAGAAGAAGAACAGGAAUACAAAAUCACCACAUUUCCAUUGAUUGUCAUUGUCAAGAGUGAAGAAAAUGAAGAUCCAAGCGAAGAGAGCGGAGCAGCGAAACCUUCGAGCGACAGCUCAUUUCAGCACCUGACAAAACCAAAUGGAAGAUCGCAACUGGACGGCCUCUUAGCUCCGCUUUCGGAGAGCGACGACGUGACAUCACACUCUUCUGACUUUAACACUGAUGAGGAGGAUGUUGACUUUGACCAAAAUGCUUCAAAAUCCUUAAACAAGUCAUCAUUGAAAAGAGACACUCAAGAAUGCGCGGUUAGGAAACCUUUUAACUGCUCACUUUGUGAUAAAAUGUUUUCUUGGAAACGUCAGUUAAAAUUACACACGCGUACACACACUGGAGAGAAACCUUUUGCCUGCUCACUUUGUGGUAAAAGAUUCUCAGAGAAGGGGAAUUUAAACAAACACACAAGCAGACACACUGGAGAGAAGCCUUUUGCCUGCACACUUUGCGAUAAAAGAUUUUCUCAGAAGAGAGAUUUAGAAAAGCAUACACGUACACACACUGGAGAGAAGCCUUUUGCCUGCUCACUUUGUGGUAAAAGAUUCGCCGAGAAGGGAAAUUUAAACAUGCAUACAAGCACACACACCGGAGAGAAGCCUUUCGCCUGCACUCUUUGCGACAAAAGAUUUUCUCAGAAGAUUAAUUUAGAACGACACAUGCAUACACACACUGGAGAAAAGCCUUUUCCCUGCUCAGUUUGUCACAAAAGAUUCCGUCAGAAGGGAGGUUUAGACGAGCACGCACGCACGCACACUGGAGAGAAACCUUUUGCCUGUUCACUUUGUGUUAAAAGAUUCGCGCAGAAAGGAAAUUUAGUUGCGCACGCAAAAAUCCACAGUGCAGGGGUCCCGCAGGUCCUUAAAAUGUCCGGAUAAUCAGGGUCUUAAAUUGCAUUAAAUUUAAUGGAAAAUUCAGUUGGUAUUAAAUUUACAGACGAUGCGUUCAAUGCUAGGGAAAUCACUGUAGUCUGCCGUAACACUUCUAAUGGUGUUUGUUUUAUUAAUGACCGUGCACUAAAUACAAGAAUUUGGGAUCAAUAUGUUAUACGGUACGUUUUCCGCAACCUCGGCAUACGUCAGCAACUUGAGUUGUCACCAUAACGCAAUUUCUUGGUUGUUUGCGGUUGUAGAGGUGAGCGGGAAUAUGAAGAGAUGGGGAAGUGUGAAUUUAAUCGAAAAUGGAGGGAAGGUGGUUUAUUUAUAAAGUGGUUGGCCCCUGGUUAAAAUAACAACUGCCUGGUGCAAAGUAGGGAUAUGACUUUAGUCUGCCCAUGUUGUGGUGAAAAAUUCACCCAAAAGGAAAGUUUAAACAAACACACGAGCAGACACACUGGAGAGAAGCCUUUUCCCUGCUCAUUUUUUCAGAAGACUUAUUUAGAAAAGCAUAACCGCGCACACACUGGAGAAAAGCCUUUCGUCUGCACAUGUUGUGGUAAACAAUUCACCGAGAAGGGAAAUUUAAACAGACACGCAAGCAUACACACUGGAGAGAAACGCUUUGCCUGCUCACUUUGUGGUAAAAGAUUCGCUCAGAAAGGAAAUUUAGCAUCCCAUGUUAGAAGCCACACCGGGGAAAAACCUUCAAAUUGCAGUGUGUGGCAAAAUAUUCUGAUUCCUGCCACGCAUUUAAGAGUGGGAAAAGCAUUUCAAUUUCCCCAUUCAGUUUCCCUUGAGCCUCUUAUGAAAAAAAAUGUUGAAAUAGUUUUGAAGGUCCUGUUCUUUUUCACAACUAUCCAAUAUUCUUGAUUUUUUUUUUUUUUUUUUUUUUUUAAAUUGAAUAAAUUGUGUUGCAUGUCUUUCUGUUGAGAUUGUCCCAUAACUUGCUUACUGCUUUUCGCUAUUUUACUUCUGAAUUGUAACAUUUGACAUCCAUAUCUACCGUCAUUUCUGGACUAUUGGGCGCCCCUGAUUACAAGCCUCUCCCAGUACAUUUUUAAAGGAAAAAACAAUUUGUACAUACAUAAGCCUCUCCUGUCUAUAAGUCACGUGUGCCCACAUAGUAACAUGAGAAAUUCACAAAGAAAUACAGUUUUCUAAAUGUUAAUAACAUACCUUAACUUUUCUUUCCUAAUGGCGGCAGCAACACGGCACUUAUAGCAGCAACACGGAGCACAGCACUAACCGGGCUGGUUAUUAGAAACAUGAAAGUUUUUGUUAGCCAUCUUCAUCUUCUUCCCGUGCACUGAAACCAUGGAAGUCUUCACCCUCAGUGUCGGAUAUGAAUAGGCUCAGAUACACUUCGCCACGCACCUUCUGUCUCUCUUUCGUUGUCGCUUUCAAUGUCUCUCAUAAUGAGGCAAAUUCACUCCUGAGCUUGUGCUGUCCUCUUCGUCACACAGCAGACCAGCUGUUCGAAACUCGCCGGUGGCCAUCCAAGCCUUCCAUUCAACUCUUGAGUGCCACUUUAAAUGUACAAUUCACACUAAUGUCAAAUUGCAAGUGCAUUUCUAGCAUUUUCCAUGAUGUAGGUCUGCUAACUUUAUCCAUGCACAAAGUACAAAGUUAAAUUACCGGUAAUAGUGCAAACUAGCAACUUCCUCGACACAUAUAUUCCACGCGUCUCACUCUUAGGUUUUAUGCUCGAGCACCCCACCACAGGCGGCCAUUAAAAAUCGUUAAUUGGCCGCAUCAUUGCACACGCCGCAGGAUUCAAAAUGAGGGGAAAAAAGUAGCGGCUUGUAGUCCGCAAAUUACAGUAUAUUUCCUUGCAACCAACCUCCUCCCACCUUCUUCUCUCACCCUCUGUUUACAAGACAUGAAUUCAUGGCUCCCUUCAAACCUCAAGUCCUUUGAGUAGGCGCCCCCACCGUGCUCACUAAUUACAAUAACUUCUUUAUUUCCACUAAUAAUGUAUCCAUCGCUCAACUCACGUUGAGAGUAUGGGUGUCAUGCUUGAUGGCACACUUUCCUUCUGCUCCCAUAUUAACAACAUCACUCGAUCAGCCCACUUCCAUCUUUGUAAUAUUUCUCAACGUUGCCCCUCUCUCACCUCCCACACUGUUGCCUCUCUUGUAUGCCAGCCAGUCACCUCCUGGUUUGAUGACUGGAAUUCACUACUCUUUGCUCUCCCUGAUGAAUCCCUCCAGAGAGUGCAGCCACCUUCCAAACUCGGCAACACGCGUUAUUGCACGAACCCGGACUGCGCACCACAUCAUUUCCAUCCUCCUUCAACUUCACGAGCUUUUGUUAAUAAUAAUAAAAAAGUGGCUACCAGAUCCUUCUCACUACUUCCAAAAUUAUUUAUGUUCUGGCCCCACCUUACAUUUCUGACGUCCUUUUCGCUACCACUCCUGCCCCAUACCUAGUCGCUCUUGACUCUCUACCCUCUGAUCUUCUCAAUAUAACUUCUUUCCCACUUUUCAAAUCCAGAGUGAAAGCAUAUCUGGUCAAAUGAUCAUAUCCAGCUUAAUUCUCUGUUCUCGUUUGUGUUAGGACUUCUUUCUUGUUACUUGCAAUUCCUCUGAUUUUGCUUUUUUUCCUACUAUAGUUGUAGCUUUUGUUAGCUCUGUUGUGACGUGUC
This is a messenger RNA of Corythoichthys intestinalis (scribbled pipefish), 3832 nucleotides long. Its product is annotated as gastrula zinc finger protein XlCGF7.1-like. The record is from RefSeq and is a predicted model, not a curated record. The transcript is spliced from 2 exons. NCBI's taxonomy places the organism in Eukaryota, Metazoa, Chordata, Actinopteri, Syngnathiformes, Syngnathidae. Bases 193 to 1188 code for a protein of 331 amino acids.